CCCAGAUCCUAUAUACCUAAUUAUAAGUAAUAUUAAAUUAAGUGAGCGUAUAGUCUUCGAUACAUUGUAUCUUGGUGGUGAAAACGAGUGAAAUCGGUUUAGGAAUUACCUCAGUCCCCAUAUACUAUUUAUGAUGAUUUUCGUUAUUCUAUUGAACUUUAUACCCAAUAUAUGAGUCGAAUUGCGUUAUCUUUAUAAAAUUACAUCAAUAAAUUGCGAGAGUAUAAAAUGUUCGGUUACACCCGAACUUAGCCCUUCCUUACUUGUUUUGGGAUGCAAUGGUGACUCUUGGAGUACGUGUGGAUUCCUGCCUGACCAAUAUCGCAUAUUUUGCUUAUUGACGAAGUCAUUCAGCCAGAAAUGAGCCUCAUUGCUACGUAGGACGUAACGCUCUUACGGUUUAGGCCACUGACUCCGAAUUUCGGUAGUAAAUUUUAAUAAUUUCGACUCGAUGUUAGAACGUAUAUCUUUCCAUGAUGAAAUGGCAAACCUUACUGAAGACAAAUGUCAAAAGAGCUCUACUUUUGUAGAGUCCCUUUUGAAAAAGCCUUUAUAUGGAUAAUAAAUUUAGAUUGAUAUCCUGUAGUUGCCAAGAUACAUGACGAUAAGUGACGUAGCAGUAACAAAAGGUCAACAGAUUUGCCUCCGAACUCUAACUUUUUGUAUUAAGUACGACCGCUUGAAGCCACAGAACAUGUGAAUAAACCAAUCAUCUUCCCGUAGUACGACUUUAAAACAACCAGUCAGUUUGAUUAUUCAUUCUUUAAAGGCAUUUUUCGUAAAAAAUGGCGUUGAAUAAUGAGAACCCUUAACCAUCUGAGCUGAGAUUGUUUUAGAGAGUCUGUUAGUGUAGAGCUUAACGAAAGCGAUGGUAUAAGCCAAAAAUUAAUAAUUAAUUUUCGGAGCUUCAAAUGCUAACUGAAGAAGAAGAAUGUGAAUUUCAUUCCAUUAACUGAGAUUCAGAAGUGCUUCCACUAAUAUAUACAUAUGUACAUACAGUAAUAUGGAUUUGAAACUUGAUUUGACCAUACAUGAUGAUCUGGGCAGGAACAUGGCAAGAAAGAUAAAAGCGCAUUGGGAGGUUCCACUGGGUUGCAAACGGUGGAUCAAAAGUAUACAAAAUUUCUACUGGCGCUCGAUAGAAGAAAAUGUAGGAACAAGCUUGGUAUACUUACUGGUCACAGCCUGGUGGCGGCGCUCGCCUAUAAGAUGGUGUUGACAGAUCGCGAAGAAUACAAAAAAUGUCAAAAACAAGGCACCAGGGAAACCAUGAAGCAUGCAUUUGGGUCCCCGCGGUAUGAGAGACUGCAAGAGGUAUCGGUAGUGAGCCCAAAUAACCUUUUAAAAUUCGUUGAACCUGCGACAGAACUCCAUUUGGUAUCGCUAAGGACCAAAACUGGCUUAUGGGUCCGCCAGACUAACCUAACCUCAGCUGAUUUAACCAGAUUCAUAAUCUCUAAAACUAAUAUUUUAUGGACUUUGUUGUGAAGCAUUAAAUUGUGGAAGAUUUCGCUACAAACACAUUAUGAUAUAUGAUAUUUUGUAUCUAUCUGAGAACGAGAAACGGACGAAACAAUGUCUAAGGCAGAAGUAAUGAAUUAUCAGCAUACAUUUUACAUUAAUUUCCAAAAUUUCAUCAAAGGCUGGUAAAAUUGACUAAUUUUCUCAGAAAGACUACUCUGUAGUUGUGGUCGAAAUAUAAUGCAAAUGAGGCCAAGGUGAACUUUGCACCGAAUUUAGUUCAAGAGUUCUGCAAAAUUUUGAGGAAGAAACUGAGUAUGUAUGGUUUGAUAAAAAAAUAUGUAUGUACAUGUACAUGUAUGCGGGGUUAAUAUCUGGUAAUAACAAAUGAGCAAUCUUCGAAGAUAACAAGACACAGAAGUUGUUCAAUGCCUACCGAAAUUUGCCGAACAAGUGAAUUCCAGUGAUUUUUCGAUAUUCGCAAAGUGAACACGCAAAUUUCGUUAUUGAUGAGUACAGCUACACAAUUUCGGAAAAUAUUGGACUAAAUUCGUUGAAGAAGAACAGCAACAACAAUGCUACGAAAUAAAUGUAUGCUUCAUGGGUUACUACUUGUCUACGCGGCCAUUUUGAACGUUACGGUGCAUGGUAAAUUCUAUCGUGAAUGCAUCGGCUUUGAAAACGAUCAGAAGUAUGUUGUAAGCGAGGACGACUGCGCCAAAUAUAUUUAUUGUGAUGGCAAAAAUUCCUUCGAAGGCGAGUGUCUCGCCGAUAACUACUUCAAUGCGAAAGAGGGUAAAUGUGACGAACGUGCUGCGGUCGAGUGCAAAGUCGGACAGCAAUUGAUGGGUGAAAAUAAACCGUUUAACAGUCAGGAAGUUUACGGUCCGGGCGGUUCGAGCUCUGAUGGUUGGCGUGUAGAUCCCGUCAAUGCCUUCAACAGCAACUUUAAUAAUGAGAAUAAGUUCGGCAACAAUUGGAAUGCUUUUGAAGGAUACGUGAUGAGUCAGCAGCAAGCAAAACAACAACAACAAUUACUUGGUUUAGGUGGCGGCGUAGUUGGCAGCGAACCUGUCAUUGGCAUGGCGCAAAAUGCCAUCGAUAUGGGUAGCUCCGAUUCCAGUAUCGCAAUGGCACAACCACCAGUGUGUCCACGGCGCUAUGGUCUACAAAAUGUUAUCUACCUACCCAAUACGCAGUCUUGCGCCGCAUACUAUGUCUGCUACAAUGGUAUUGCAUUACCGAUGACUUGUCCCAGGCACAUGCACUUCAAUCAGGAGACCUCGCAUUGCGUACGCCAAGACAAUAUGUACUGCCCGUACAAUCGUCCGGUGCGUUUGAUAUGCAAUCGUGGCGUUUACGAUUAUAUACCGCAUCCACGCAAUUGCGGCUACUACUAUUUCUGUUCCAACGGCUAUUUGAUGAUCUUCCAAUGCCCCUUCCAGUAUUUGUGGGAUUAUGAGCGACGCUCCUGUGUAAAACGUUCGGAAGCGAAAUGCUUCUCCAGCGACAUUGCGGAAGCGAUGUUCGGUUAGACGCAGUAGAUAUACUAUGUAUCAAAAUAAUAUGCGAAUAAACAUGUAAGGCCUUCCCACAAAUACAUAUGUACAGACUCCAUAUAAUAUGCUAUGUGCUCUUAUAUUAAAAUAUGGAAGUCACAGUUAACAGUGAACAAAUGUUAUCAGCUUUGUUUU
Molecule: messenger RNA, 3155 nt
Organism: Zeugodacus cucurbitae (melon fly)
Lineage: Eukaryota; Metazoa; Arthropoda; Insecta; Diptera; Tephritidae
Exons: 2
Coding region: 2037-2996 (319 amino acids)
Cellular component (GO): extracellular region
Molecular function (GO): chitin binding
Source: RefSeq, a predicted model, not a curated record